AUGAACGAUUCCGGGACACAGAUGCGUGCGUCUUCUUCGCGUGGACGCAAAGAUGCGCCGAAGAGCGACAGACGCGGAGGCCGGGGGGGCCGGGGAGGGCGAGGAGCGCUGAGAGGCUCGUCGCGCGGGCCUCGCGGGCGCUCUGUCGAGUCAACAAAGGAUCGCUUUUCUGGAGCUUUCCGGCCUCGAGGGGGACGAGGGGGGUCGCGAGGGAGAUCGGCGCACGCAGCUGGCUUCACGCGCGGCGCGUCGAGGUCACCACCGUCUGCACUUUCCACCAGCGACAGAGGCUUCAACGGCCGCUCUCCACGGGGAGGCCGAGGGACUCGAGGAGGAAAACAGUUUGAGAGAGGUAGAGGAAGAGGUGGGUUCCGAGGGCGAGGAGGAGCGGCUGGUCGGGAGAGGUCGAGAGACGAUGCCUCCAAGCCAAGGGCCGAUCGGGAAGAAAAAGCCGGGAGUGUACGCACUGCAGAGGGGGAGACCGAGAGCGACGCUGAGGCCGAGUACGAGAAAGGGAGCAUUCUGGCGCUUCUCAGCGGCCAGGACGGAGAACCAAGGCAUCAAAGAGAAAAGACACCCCAUCUGCACGAGGGAGGACGCAGGAAAAAGGGAUGGCACGAGAGUGCUGAAGCCGGCAGUCGUCCAGUGGGGAGCGGGGAGGCCGACGAGGGCAAGCAGUUGAAGAAAAAGAGAAAACGGGACGGGGACGCAAGCACCUCGGUGGCGCGUGGGGCCGGGAAAGGAGAAGAGAAGGGAGAAGAGAAGGAAAGGAGCAAGAAGAAAGAGAAGAAGGGGAAAGGACUUUCUUCUGUCAGCGGCAUUUUCGCGGCGACAGGCGACUCCAAGGCGGGCGCAGAAGCCGACUCAGGUCUCAGUCGCCUGACCGCGCUCUUCUCAGGCUCUGCGCUGGCUUCGUCAAACGAGAAACACAGCCGAAACGAAACGGACGCCGCCGUGUCCAGCGCGCCAGCGUCCCUCGCUGAGGCCUCAUCGUCUUCGUUCCAUUCGGAAGUGGCGAACCCGGCUGAUUCGAAGGCCGACCGAAAGAAGAGAGGAGACGCGUUGCAGAGUGCAGUUAAGAAGGCGAGAGCAGUCGCGGCUCGCCACCGGAGAGAGGCGAUGGAGAAGAGGUCCUCGUCAGAGGAAGGGGAGGAAGCGGGCGAAGAGCCCAGCAAGAAAAGGCGUGCGAAGAAAGGAGAAGAAUCUCGAGACGAGGGCGAGUCCUCAGUGUCGAAGCUGCAAGAAGAGGAAGGAGAGAGAGAGGAGUCAUCAGCGGAGGACGACGAAGACUCGGGGGCUGGCGAAGCUGAGGCAGGAUGGAGAGAGACCGACAAAGAGAAAGAGCGUCGAACUGUCUUCGUCGGGAACCUUCCUCUCUCCGGGUGGAAACCUCCUGCGCUGUAUAAACACCUGGGAAUUGGGAGAAAGGACGUAGAAUCGAUUCGUCUUCGCUCCAUUCCGGUUCACCCCAAAUUCAACAAGUGCCGUCUGGGGGGCAUCGUUCAAGGCCAGUUCACAGAUCUGAAGGAUUUCCAGAACGCGUACAUCGUGCUAAAAGACAGGAAACUGGUCCGCGCGGUCCUUCAGCACGACGGUUCGACUUUCCAAGAUAGGCGCCUGCGCGUGGAUGAGGCGGGCGAGCGGGGACAAAAUGUCUUCAGCCGUUUCGACAGGAAAAAAACAGUUUUCGUCGGGAACCUUCCUGCUCGUUGUUCCGAGGAAGACCUGCGAAAGGCGCUCGAAUGCAACGGAGCAGUCAAGGCCGUUCGCAUCAUUCGAGACAAAGUGACGACGGAGUCAAAGGGGUUCGGCUUCGUCUGCUUCGAGGACCGCGUGUCGGCUGCGCGGGCCGUUCUCGCCAGCAACGGUGUCGCGAGUCUUCAAGGCCGUGCUCUUCGAGUGACGCGUGCACUAGACGAGGUGACAUCAAAAAUGGAAGAUGCGAAGCGCCGUCACGAGAAAGAAAAGAAACGCGCUCGGCGAGGAGGCGUCGGCCGAGGGGUCUCCCCGGCGGUGCGAAGGAUGAUGCAGAAGAAAGUAGGUCGAGACGACUUUGCUUUCUAA
This is a messenger RNA of Neospora caninum, 2064 nucleotides long. RefSeq lists its product as hypothetical. Gene Ontology annotation, molecular function: RNA binding. Bases 1 to 2064 code for a protein of 687 amino acids. The transcript has 8 exons. The record is from RefSeq and is a predicted model, not a curated record. Lineage: Eukaryota; Apicomplexa; Conoidasida; Eucoccidiorida; Sarcocystidae.